This is a messenger RNA of Fusarium vanettenii 77-13-4, 1233 nucleotides long. RefSeq lists its product as uncharacterized. The record is from RefSeq and is a predicted model, not a curated record. NCBI's taxonomy places the organism in Eukaryota, Fungi, Ascomycota, Sordariomycetes, Hypocreales, Nectriaceae. The transcript is spliced from 5 exons. Bases 505 to 1233 code for a protein of 242 amino acids.
CCGGAGACAAGGAGAGUACAUAAAUGUGACAAGUCGCUGCGUACAUGACCCCCCCAUCCCUGAGCGAUGCAAGGCAUCGACAUCUGACAGCCACACGUAGCUGAGUGUAAUUUGCUUUUCCUGUCAAGGCCAAUCGAGAAUAGCCAACAUCAAGCACAUGGCCCAGGGUCCAGGCCGACCUCGAUGCAGAUCACGAGGCUCAGACAUGGAACUGAAGGUGUGUGUAGUGGGGGAGGGGUAUGUCGGGGGCCUCAUCGCAGAGUAGGUAUGGCAGGUUCAACACUGCAAUGGGUGUACAACACAAUACUGCAGCAUUCGAUGUCGGUCGGUAUUACAUGGUGACGUCGGGGUGCGCCUCGUCGAGCGAUUCAUGUUGAAGGAUAAAUAAGCCGUGUCGGAACCUGUCAAUUGAUCCAUCGUGUCAGGCCUAGUUCAAGAGCUGGUCAGCAAUUGCAGCGCAAAUUGGAACAAUUCUUUUAUCUUCCCUAAACAAGUGUCGACAUCAUGGCUGGUCGCGAGCCUGCCACACGACGCAGCAUCGACAUCACACGCCAGCAGAGCUGGAGUGAAACGUCGCCAACCGAUGAGAGACCCCAAACACCAGACCUUGAGAGCCAGCACAAGAGAGGCUGGAUUCGCGUCGCGCAGCAGCAACAGCGUGAUCCGAGGCAUAUGGUGGCCCCCCGUUGCCUAGCAAUAACAGGAGCAUGCGUCCUCUACAGAACAAGCCACGUCAUAGCGCUCGACCAACCGAACAAGUCCUUCUUAAGCAACCUCCUCGCCACCUGGGAAACUCUCCUAGGGCCUGAGGAUGAAGGCAUUCUCGUCGAUGAGAUGGAACGCGACUGGGUAUCGCUCUCGCAGCCAGAUAUACUCGACCAAGUCAUCAGCCUCAUACCCACAACCGAUCUUGGGCAACGGAUGUUUAGACCGUUCCUGGUGGAAGAGGAGAACAUCGGAGAGAACAACGAUAUGCUCCACUACCGCGAGGGUUGGAUACGGACCCUGAUUGUCGGCGGUAUCAGCGUCAUCAUCGGCGUUUUCGCGUGCGCACCUGUCGCCAUCCAGUCGCUCAACGUAAAGUCGGCUGGCGGAGAAGUCGCAACGUAUCUUGUCUUCAUGAUCGUGUUUGGAUUGCUGAGCCAGGCCCUUCUCCACGGAUUUGAGAAGAUUCUCCUGGCCUGUUUAGCCUACGCAAGUGUGAUGGCGACUGUGAUGAGGCAGGGUCAGUGA